AUGGAGGGUGUUUCAUACCAGAGAUUCCCGAAGAUCAAAAUCCGGACGGUGAGAGACGAUUUCAUGAAGUUCGAGCUAAGGGACACAGACGCCAGUAUCGCCAACGCGCUCCGCCGCGUUAUGAUCGCUGAAGUUCCCACCAUUGCUAUUGAUUUGGUGGAAAUCGAGGUGAACUCGUCGGUCCUCAACGAUGAGUUCAUCGCUCAUCGUCUCGGGCUCAUUCCACUUACCAGCGAGCGUGCUAUGUCCAUGCGCUUCUCCCGAGAUUGCGACGCCUGCGACGGAGACGGCCAGUGCGAGUAUUGCUCCGUCGAGUUCCAUUUACGAGCCAAGUGCAUUAAUGACCAGACUCUUGAUGUUACCUCUAAGGACCUUUACAGCUCUGACCACACCGUUGUUCCAGUUGAUUUCUCCGAUUCGUCUACUGGAUUUGAUAACACGGAGAAUAGGGGAAUCAUCAUUGUGAAGCUGCGUCGUGGUCAGGAGCUGGUUUUAAGAGCCAUAGCUCGGAAAGGAAUUGGCAAAGAUCAUGCUAAAUGGUCACCUGCUGCUACUGUUACUUUCAUGUAUGAACCUGAAAUCUAUAUAAAUGAAGAGAUGAUGGAAGGCUUAACCCUUGAGGAGAAGAAAGAGUUUGUUGAUAGCAGCCCCACAAAAGUGUUUGACAUUAAUCCCAAUACCCACCAGGUUUAUGUUCAUGAUGCUGAAGCAUAUACGUAUGAUGAUGAGGUGCUUAAGAAAGCUGAAGCAAUGGGGAAACCUGGCCUUGUGGAGAUCCAUGCCAAGGAAGAUAGUUUCAUUUUCACAGUUGAGACAACGGGCGGAAUAAAAGCUUCUCAAUUGUUUUUGAAUGCCAUAGAUGUCCUGAAGCAGAAGUUGGAUGCUGUUCGCUUGUCAUCAGACACGGUGGAAGCUGAUGAACAGUUCGGAGAGUUGGGAGCACAUAUGCGUGGAGGUUGAUAUGUCUCGUUUAGCAGAGGUUGAUUUGUUGUCCCAAUUAACUUGUCAGUAUGAAAUCGAUGACAGUCCUGUAAGUAAUUCAAAUUUGCCCAGAGUUGAAUUUCCUUCAUUGUACGUGGAAAACUCACCUGUGAGUGUACAAUAUCUCGAAGGAUAACUGUUUCCACCUUUUGUUUGAUGGAUAAUCAGGUUCGGUGCCUCUUACAUUCCUAGUUUAAUGUUCAGUCAUGGUUUGGUGGACUA
Messenger RNA from Sesamum indicum (sesame), 1203 nucleotides. Its product is annotated as DNA-directed RNA polymerases II, IV and V subunit 3. Gene Ontology annotation, molecular function: DNA binding; protein dimerization activity. The record is from RefSeq and is a predicted model, not a curated record. Gene Ontology annotation, cellular component: RNA polymerase II, core complex. Gene Ontology annotation, biological process: transcription by RNA polymerase II. Lineage: Eukaryota; Viridiplantae; Streptophyta; Magnoliopsida; Lamiales; Pedaliaceae.